AUGGCAUCAGCAGGAGAUACUGUCAAGUUGGAGCCCUUAGGGGCCAAUAAAAUAUUAGAUGAAACGUCUGGUCUGCUAGACACAGGGGAUGAGGAGAAGAGGCGAUCGCAGAUCGAAAACGGCCACGCGGAGGAAUUCGAUCCGCAUUUGCACAGGCAAAGCGAACAUCCCACCACUAACAUGGAAACGCUUAUACAUUUGCUCAAAGGCGCCAUCGGCACGGGCAUUUUGGCCAUGCCCGAGGCCUUCAAGUACGCCGGAAUGAUCAACGGCAUCAUUUCCACCAUCCUGAUUGGAUUGCUUUCCACUUAUUGCCUCCACGUUUUAGUAAGAUCCCAAUACGUGAUGUGCAAGAAAUUGCGAGUGGGCCUUCUCACCUAUCCGGAAUCCAUGAAAGCGGCCUGCGAAAUGGGACCGACGUGCCUUAGAAGAUUCGCUCCGUGGGCGCCGGGCGUAACGAACUUCUUCCUGAUUUUCUACCAAGUGGGAAUCUGUUGCGUUUACGUGGUUUUCGUCGGCGUCAACGUCAAAGCCGUUGCGGAUCAAUACAUCAAGCCCGAAAUAUCGCUCUUACUCUACACUUUGAUGUUCUUCAUCCCGUUCCUCCUCAUUAUGAUGGUGAGAAAUUUGAAGCUCCUGGCGCCAUUUUCGACGGCCGCUAAUCUGAUAACGUUGCUAACGUUUGGAGUGUGCGGGUACUACGUGUUCCAGAAUUUGCCGGCCUUUUCGAGCGUACCGGCCUUCGGUCCGUUCGUCAGCUAUCCGCUGUACUUCGGCACGUGUUUGUUCUCUCUGCAAGCCUGCGGAGUGGUGAUCGCUUUGGAGAACAACAUGGCGGAGCCGAAGAGUUUCCUGAAGCCGCUGGGCGUUUUGAACGUGGGAAUGACGCUGGUGACGUUCGUGUAUCUGUGGCUGGCCGUGAUGGGGUACUGGCGAUACGGGGACCAGAUUCAAUCGUCUAUUACGUUGAAUUUUCCAUCGGUGGAUAUUUUGGCGCAGGUGAUUAGAAUCUUGUAUUCGGCGGCGAUUUUCAUCUCGUACGGCCUUCAGGGUUAUCCUGCAGUACAAAUUAUCCUUACGAAUUACAUUUUACCGAACAUAAAGGAGGAGACCACCGACAAACGGAAACUUAUCUACGAGUACAUGAUUAGAUUCGGCUGCGUAGCAAUAACAUUUAUACUAGGAUUGACGGUGCCGUUGUUGGGUCUGUUCAUCUCGCUGGUGGGAGCUUUCUGCCUGUCCGCCUUGGGCAUCGCUUUUCCGGCCAUCAUCGAAAUGUCCGCCUAUUGGCCGGAUCGCCUCGGCAAACGGCGGUGGAUCCUGUGGAAGGACCUGCUGCUGAUCGUGCUGGGCAUCGUCGGGCUGCUGGCGGGCAGCUACAGUUGCCUGUACGAAAUUGUGAGAUCGCUGUCUCAGGGAAACACGUGA
Messenger RNA from Phyllotreta striolata, 1428 nucleotides. The record is from the annotation of a GenBank genome assembly. Lineage: Eukaryota; Metazoa; Arthropoda; Insecta; Coleoptera; Chrysomelidae.